AUGAAUAUAUUUAACAUACAUUCAGAGAAUUUAAACAUAAAAAAAAUUAUUUCUAUUGAUUAUUUUCCAGAUUCAAAUGCAGAUGAAUGUUAUAUAUGUUCAUAUCCAUUUACAAUGAUAUGUUAUGAACGUAUUACAAAUAAUUUUUCAGGUGAAUUAUUUAAAUCUGUUUGUGAAGUUGAAUUAUUUGAUGAACGUUCUUUUGAACAUGAAUUUUUUCUUCGAAUUGCUCAAUCAUUUCCAUUUAUGAAAAAACUAACUUUAAUUAAUAGUAAACCACAAAAUGAGAAACAAUGUAGAAAAUUAAAACAUAACAAUGAUGAUUUAUUAAUUAUUGAAUAUCCUCAUCUUGGGUUAGCAAAAAAAACAGCAGCGGCAAUAGUUAGAGAAGGACCACCACCGACUGUUAACAAUGGACCGUCUAUCCAACCUGCCCUUCCUCAAUUGCCACGCUAUAGACCACCACCACCACCACCAAGUCCUCCACGACGAACGUACGACGAUGAAAUGGAGUGUCGUAUGUUUUUUCCAACAUCGGGUCAUAUGGGAUUCGAUACGGUUAAAUCGUCGCAGGAAUUGCCUCCAAUAGAAAUAAUUCGCGAAAUGAUACUUUAUGAGACACGUCUUCGUUUGUCUGCUUCAAUUCAAAAAAUCAUGGAUGAAUAUCAUACUGAUGGGUGUGCUGUGACUUAUGUUCAUAAUCUUAUUCAACAACAUGUAGUGGAACAUUUCGGAUAUCGAGAUCUGAAUGCACUACGUACUGCUCUAUUUCGUUUUCCAGAUGAUCCUAUUGUUCAAGCAGCUUUUUACGGUAAAUCUUUGGAAAAGAAUUCUUCGUAA
Messenger RNA from Rotaria sp. Silwood2, 840 nucleotides. NCBI's taxonomy places the organism in Eukaryota, Metazoa, Rotifera, Eurotatoria, Philodinida, Philodinidae. The record is from the annotation of a GenBank genome assembly.